AUGUCAAGGUCCCGCCACAGAAGCUCUGCGUCCCCGCAUCUCAGCUGCCCGGAGCAGCGGGAGCCCGCGGGACGACAGCAGCGGCUUAACGACCAGACAAGUAGAUAUGAGCCAGGUUACUGCGUAGCGUGCGUAAUCGUUGGAGAUGGCUUCCGGUCGGUACGUUACCGCACCUUUACGCUUCAGCGCGCCAACAACCAGAGCGCUGAUGGCUACCUGGGCAAGCACAAAACUAAGGGUACCCAUCACGUUCAGGUUUGCAAUGGCACAAGGUACUGCAGAAAAGGUGAUGGAGUCCCUAUGCCCCCUAAGAUGGAGAACGGGAAAAUUAUAAAACAGACAGAGGCAUGCGGCAUUAGUAAGGACCUUAAGGUAAAGGACAUCAAGGAGACCUAUUUGCAGAAGGUUGCGUCUUAUAUCGAGGCCAACUUCGUCACAGGAGAUGCUCUGCGGAGGCAAAUCCGCGAAAAUGUCGCGGCGGAGGUGGCCAUCAACUCGCAGCGCGGGAUGCAUCACAUGCAGUUGUCGCGGCAGCCCAAGGCGGGGAUGAUACGUAGCCCGCUUUUUGCAAAAGGCGCGAAGCGCUGA
Messenger RNA from Volvox carteri f. nagariensis, 588 nucleotides. RefSeq names its product mitochondrial ribosomal protein S13 (gene mrpS13). The transcript has 5 exons. Gene Ontology annotation, molecular function: nucleic acid binding. The record is from RefSeq and is a predicted model, not a curated record. Bases 1 to 588 code for a protein of 195 amino acids. NCBI's taxonomy places the organism in Eukaryota, Viridiplantae, Chlorophyta, Chlorophyceae, Chlamydomonadales, Volvocaceae.